UCUCAUAUUCAUUCACCCACUGCAAUUUCUUUCAUCAAGAGGUUUAAACUCCCAAUUCUCUACGUUUUAUUGGUUUAGGGUUUCUUCGACAUGGCACGUACGAAGCAGACCGCUCGCAAGUCCACUGGUGGCAAGGCGCCACGUAAGCAGCUGGCUACGAAGGCUGCCCGUAAGUCUGCUCCGGCGACCGGCGGUGUGAAGAAGCCUCACAGGUUCCGUCCAGGGACGGUGGCGCUGAGGGAAAUUAGAAAGUACCAGAAGAGCACAGAGCUUCUCAUCCGAAAGCUUCCGUUUCAGAGACUUGUGAGGGAAAUUGCACAGGACUUCAAGACUGACUUGAGGUUUCAGAGUAGCGCUGUUUCUGCGCUUCAAGAAGCCGCUGAAGCCUAUCUUGUGGGAUUGUUCGAGGACACCAACCUCUGCGCCAUUCACGCCAAGAGGGUUACCAUAAUGCCCAAAGAUAUUCAACUCGCUCGUAGAAUUAGAGGCGAGAGGGCUUAAAGACGCUGUUGAAAUGCUUAGUGAGUAGAGUUAGGGUUCUGUCUUUGAUUGUUAUGGCUAGGGUUUGACCUUUGUCUUGGUUGUAAGAAUGGUGUAAUUGUUGUUCCUGUGGAGAAUGAAAUGUGAAUCUAAUUUCUUUUGAAUGAUAAAAAUGUUUACCCUUUCUUGAUA
Messenger RNA from Vigna unguiculata (cowpea), 672 nucleotides. Its product is annotated as histone H3.2. Gene Ontology annotation, molecular function: protein heterodimerization activity; structural constituent of chromatin; DNA binding. Gene Ontology annotation, cellular component: nucleosome. The record is from RefSeq and is a predicted model, not a curated record. Lineage: Eukaryota; Viridiplantae; Streptophyta; Magnoliopsida; Fabales; Fabaceae.